Brassica rapa (field mustard) is the source of this 6318-nucleotide messenger RNA. RefSeq lists its product as uncharacterized. The record is from RefSeq and is a predicted model, not a curated record. NCBI's taxonomy places the organism in Eukaryota, Viridiplantae, Streptophyta, Magnoliopsida, Brassicales, Brassicaceae.
AAAAAAAAAAUUUAUCCUCCCGCAACCGUCCGCAACCUCAAACGCUAGCUGGAGCAAGCUUUUGAAUUUAUGAGAUUCGGAGCAGUUUGAAGCGGUUUAGAACGAUUUGAGUGAUUGUUGCAAACCGCCGACAACCGCUACCAACCGCAAAAGCUGCGUUUGCGGGUGGAUUGCGGUUGGUAGCGGAAAAACCAGUAGUCCCCUUAAUCAUGCACACAUUAGCAAUAUAUAUAAGGAUAUUCUCUUCCAUACUAAUGUUCUUAUCCUCCGAAUAUAAUUUAACAUCGAGUAGGAACAACACAAAAUUGGGCUGGAGAGACUAUAUACUCAUAAAUUUUGAUUGUGAUCAUGUUGGAGAUAACCCUCAUUAUAAUAUAUCCUCUCUUUUUUAAAGGGUGUUGGUCGUAAUAGUUUGAUUAUAUUAAUAUAUGUUCAUUAGAUGACACGACCAUAUAUGUCCAGUGACAAACAUAUUAGGCUUAGAAAAAUCAACAAAUAUAUGGAAACUAGCCUAAUUUGAUGUAAUCUUACACAUGAAAAUUCUAGACAAAAUGCGAAAUAAAAUUGGUUUGAUCAAUGAUCAUGAGUUUAAUAUUUAGCUUACAGUUUGAUAUUUAUAGUCAUAUCUUAGAUCAAUCAAUUAUUGGAUCGUUAGUCUUAGAUUUGACUGUAUUUAGAUGGCGACAUCCUAAGCAGCACACAAGAGUUUUUAAUUUUGAGAAAAGAGUUUAGUCACACGAGUUUAUGUACGUUUCAAAUUGACAUUUUAGUAUUUUUGCAUUUAUUGUGUUUUGUAAUAAUAUGUUAAAUACAAGUUGCAUCACCAAAAAAGAGCAUAAUGAUGUAUAUCACUUCUCUAAUUUGUAUAUUCCAGUAUCUUGUUUGGAUCUAUUUUCAGGCUCGGCUGCAUGAAACCUUAAAACAGGACAUUCUUGAUCGUUGCAUGUUUGCUGAGCCUGAGCUCAUAAACAGCCUAUGCGAACGUCGUAUUUGUUUAAUUCAAUAAAACACUUUCCUAGUAAUUAAAAUUUCAAACACAUGAAACGAAAUCAUUCAAAACAAACAAAUUAUUACUUAUUAGAUUCACGAAAAAUGAACCAAAAUCCAAAAGUUUGGUUAAGUUGUAAUAAGUAAUUGCACUAUACAAUUUGUGUCUUCGUGACUAUGUGUCGGUCCAUAUAUAUUAGGUAUAAUGGAACAAGGAAGCUGCUUGGUCUCAAAAACAGGGUUGGUUUCUGAUAAGUCAAAUUAGAACUCCUUAGCAAAACUGUAUAUAAUUAUAAAAUUUUCUAUAACCGGAGAGACCGGCCAUCAACUCCAAACUUGUUUUACUAGCGGCCUAAAUGCUAAGUUUGGUGAAGUUAAUUACACUAUACAAUUAGUGUCUUCAUCACUAUGUGUCGGUCCACAUAUAUUAGGUACAAUAGAACAACGAAGCUGCUUGGUCGUCAAAAAUGGUUGGUUUCCAAUAAGUCAAACUACAACUCCUUAAGAAAAAAAAUAUAAUUACAAAAUUUUCUAUAUCCGCAGAGAUCGACCAUCAUGAUUCAGCUUUAGUUAGAAUUUUACCUUUUUGCUAGCUAGUCUCCAAACUUGAUUCACUAGGGGCCUAAUAUUUACCCUUUCCACACAAACGUAUAUAUAAAUAAGCAUAUCGUUCAACUAAGUGCUUGUAAUAUGGCUGUUUUUUUUUUUGAAACAACUUGUAAUAUGGCUGUUUUAUCUCUCUCUUUUUGGUUAAAACAGUUUGGUCUUCUUGAUCGUUGAUAUAUAAGAUCAUAGUCACAUCUUGAAAACGCAUUGUCUUUCUUGAUUCAUAUCUGACAGCGAAUUCACAUGAGUAACUAAAUGUCCUCGAAAUUGUUUAUGCUACGUAUCAAUAGCAGCUUAAGAAAAUGAAAUCACAUGUAUUGCAUAAUGAAAUGUAUCUGAGAUGAAUAUUAUGUACAUGGUAUAAGCUAGAAAAUCUGAUGUGAAUGUUGAUCAAUGUGAGGAACACUACUGGGAACUUCUACUUGCACCAAAAAAUAGAUUAUAACUUUAUAACUAAUUUGUCACGAACAUAUCGCGUAUAUAUGUCAUAUGUGUAUAUUAUUGUACAUUAAAUGAAUCAGAAGAAGCUAUCGACGUCAAAAAAAGGUAGCAAUCAUGUUCACCGUAGUGUAUUUUGGAUUUAGUUAUUGGGAUAGUUAUAUUCUUAAUUAAAGUCACACAUGCGUCACUAACCACAAAACUCGUAAUCUAAGUAACAAAUAGCUAUACUAAUCAUAACGUUAAUUACCAUGAUAUUAUUUAUCCAGGAGAAAAGAUAUAUACUACUAUGCAUAAAAAGUCUUGUUUCUUCUUACUAUUUAAUAUAUAUGUAUAAUUUUUUGGUCAAACAUAUAUGUAUAGGUUGAAAAUGGAGCUUUUCUGGUAAAAUUAUGUUUGGCUAAAGUCCAUUAAAAGUAGAAUAUUAAGAUAACAGAGAGACUAUAAUAUAAGCAAAAGGUACGAAAUUGCUGCCAAGUUCAACUACGUAUCUACAUGAAAAGUCAAACCGUCGCUUGUCCGGAACAUUUUGUAUAAAAUGUUAUAAUACUCUAAAACUUUCAAUAACUCGUUCUCGACUCAAAUCUUUCUUUCUUUCUUUCGAUUCUUGUUCUCUUUUCACUUCAGGUUUGUAUUAUUCAAGGAGAAUCUGUAAUAUAAUAUAAGAUAUCUUGUGGAUCGAUUGUUGAAGAAGAAAAGGUUUGAUUCCCACAAUAAGAUCGAUCAUGUACACAAAGGUAAUAUACUUUACUAUCUCCUUCUCGAUUAAGCUGCACAAAUCUUUGAAGUAUAGUACCAAUAAAUAGAAUGCAUUAAAUUUUAUUUUGUUUUCACACCUAGUACAUAGCAUAUGGAAGUGUUAAAUGCAAAUGUAUCCCUUUUAUACGCCAAUGAACCCGGCUUUCCCCUCCCAAUUAUUCCUUUCAAAACACUAUUUUCUAAAAUAAAAUAUAACAAUUGAUGAAUACGUUGCAAAAUCUAACGGUAUCGCUAAUUGUUUUUAAUACAUUCAACCAAUAAAAUAAAACCGUUAAUUUUUUUAUUAACACUUUAUUCAAAAUCCACGUUUGUCCCAUGUGAUAUCCCUCCUUAUGUAGUAAACGUUUGUCCCAUGUGAUCUCCUCCUUAUCUAAUGCUUCUUCACCCACAAAUCUCACUUUAUACAUAUUGUGUUUGUUUCUUGUUCAUACUAUAUAUACAUUGCUAUAAAAAGCUCACAGAGAAAGUUAAAAACACACCAGCCUCUACGUUCUUAUAUGUCUCUCUUGUUUUCUUCAUAAUAAUAAGGUUUCGGAUUCUGAGAAAAUGGGUUUCAUCCGGCCACCGGCGGUGAGAAGCGGCGGGGAUUAUAUAGAGAGCAUUUUCGGAGAAUACUCCGCCGGUAAACCAAAGCCUGGCCGGAAACUCAACUUCGUGACGGCGCUUACGUUUCUUCAGUUCGCAUUUGCCGUCUACGCCACCGUGCUUCUUUACUACAUGAGUCCUUCCAUUGACUUACGGACCAAACCGGACUUCACUUGGGCCACUAAAUGGGCCCAUAACAUGCGUAGCUACAUUGUCACCCCUCACGUCGUCAGCCAUUUCCAAGACUCUAACAUUCCGGCGACGUUAUCUCCGGCGGAGGUCUGCGAGUACGAGAAGAUAGAUUUCUCGCAGAAGAAAUCAAACGACGAGAAGAUGAUCAAGAUGAAAAGGGAGCUAUACGACGACGUUUUGUCGUUCCAGAAGAAGAACCUUGGUUCCGAGAGUCUAGACGAGCUGAUGAAGAUGAAGUCUAAAUGGGCCUUAAACGGGCCUAACAAGCCCAAAGUAACAGUGAUACUAAACCACUUCAAAAGAAAAACGCUUUGCGCGCAGCUCGAUUCCCUCCUCCACCAAACGCUGCCGUUUCACCAUGUCUGGGUCCUUGCCUUCGGGAGCCCCAACGAAGCUUCUCUCCGGCGAAUCGCCGGAAGCUACAACGACUCUCGGAUCAGCUUCAUCAGCUCCAACUACGACUUCAAAUACUACGGAAGGUUCCAGAUCGCGCUGCAAACGGAAGCCGAUCUGGUCUACAUCCUCGACGACGAUAUGAUCCCCGGGAAGAAGAUGCUUCAGAUGCUCGCGCACGUCGCGGGGACGGAGAAGUACGAGAACUCGGUCCUGGGAAGCAUCGGGAGGAUUCUUCCGUUCCGGCAGAAGGAUUUCACGUUUCCGAGCUAUAGGAAGUUCCGAUCGAAGGAGGCGGGGCUUUACUUGCCUGAUCCGGCGUAUGACAUCACUCUAGAUCGGAUCCUACAGGUUGAUUUUUUGUCGAGCUCGUGGUUCUUAUCGGCUGAGCUUGUUAAAGCGUUGUUCAUCGAAAAGCCAUUCACAUUCGCUACUGGCGAAGAUCUUCACCUGAGCUAUCAGCUUCAGAAGUACAGAAACGCAGCUUCUUUUGUUCUUCCUGUGGAUCAAAAUGACAAGGAGACAUGGGGAGAUAGUGAACAUAGGCUCGCUUAUGUGUCCGAGACCACAGUGAUAUUCAAAAACAUCGUAGAAGUGAGAGACAACCAAUGGUGGAAAGCGCUUUCAACGGGUUACAUAACUCAAUGGGCUGCAAUGUAUCCGCAAAAGAUCGACGCUCUCUUUUACGCGCAUUCGAUCGAUGAGGUCAAAGCACUUGGCCCAUUGCUUGAAAAGUUCAGAACAACUGUUGGUAAAAAGGCUUACAUCGUGGUGUCCGGUGGGAAGUUCUGUCCGUGCGAGGAUGCUGCCUCGGCUUUGAACUGGCCUAAGGUGGUUUGCAGUGAGAGGAGGUUCAAGAUUUUUGAUUUGGAAGUUGGAGCUAUCUUGGGUGUGUCGAACUCAGAGGUACCUGUGUUGCAAGCUGUGUAUUCGAGCAUGAAAGGGCUUAUCAAGAUCCAUAACCCUAGCGUGGUGAUCACUGUAGCUGAUGCUGAUCCUAAUGUGAAGAAAGCUUUGAAAAUGGCUACUGAAACAAACGUUAAUGGUACUGCAUUGGUUCUUCUCCCGAGAGCUUCUAUCUCCAAGGUUCUGUGGAUGGCUGAUUUAAGAUCAACAGCAUUGCCAAAUUGGAAUAAGAUGAGAGUCUCAGUGAACAUCAUCACACAAAACCGAGCUCAAUCAUUAUUAAGACUUCUAAAGUCUUUAAGCAAUGCGUACUACCUAGGCGACGAGAUACCUCUCAGCUUCAACAUGGAUAGCAAAGUGGAUGAAGAGACAAUAAAAGUAGUGACCACAUUCGACUGGCCUCAUGGUCCCAAAACAUUAAGAAGAAGAAUCAUCCAAGGAGGCUUAAUCCGAGCAGUGAGCGAGAGUUGGUAUCCAGCCUCUGAUGAUGACUUUGGUCUCUUACUUGAAGACGACAUCGAAGUCUCUCCUUACUACUACCUUUGGAUCAAAUACGCUCUCCUCGCUUACCACUACGACCCUCAAGUAUCUUUCCCGGAGCUCUCCUCCAUCUCUCUUUACACACCAAAGAUCGUAGAGGUAGUUAAAGAGAGACCUAAAUGGAACCCAACAGAGUUCUUCAAACAGAUCCAUCCACACACACCUUACCUCCACCAGUUACCUUGCAGCUGGGGAGCUGUGUUCUUCCCAAAGCAGUGGAGAGAGUUCUACGUCUACAUGAACAUGAGAUUCACCGAAAACGCUAAAGAAAACCCGGUUCAGAUACCUAAAUCAAGAACCAACGGUUGGCAAGCUUCUUGGAAGAAGUUCUUGAUCGACAUGAUGUACCUUAGAGGUUACGUUAGUCUCUACCCUAACUUCCCUAACCAACAAAGCUUCUCGACCAACCACAUGGAGCCAGGAGCUCACAUUGCAGCCAAAGACAAUGUGGUGAAACACGACAAAACUGAUUUCGAAGUUCCUUUGCUUAUGGAUGAUUUUAGAAACUUCUUGCCGAACCUGAAACUCCCUCCGGCAUCGAAGCUUCCAUCACUUAACCUCUUUAACGUCCCGGUUUCUCUUAAAGGUCUUAAAGCUGCAGGAGCUAAGCUUGGUCAAGACGUUCUUCGUUGCAACAAUGUCUCUGAGAUUGUUGCUGUUAAUCAUCAAACAGGUUUACCAGCUAGGUGCAUGAAGUUCUGAAGAUAGUUCCGUUUUAACGGAUGAUUCUUUGUUUUUUUACUACAUGAUUUAAGGUUUAAAAAUAUGUAUAACACAAUGAAAAUUUGAUCAAAACAUACACACAAACAACCAAAAGAAAAGAGUUGUCUAAAUGUAAAUUUGAUUAGCCUUUUCUAAUACACUCACAAGAGAUGAGAUUACUACACAAACGACCAGUUUACAAAAGAGAAA